This is a messenger RNA of Boleophthalmus pectinirostris (great blue-spotted mudskipper), 9130 nucleotides long. RefSeq names its product CDK5 regulatory subunit associated protein 2 (gene cdk5rap2). Bases 621 to 8819 code for a protein of 2732 amino acids. Gene Ontology annotation, cellular component: microtubule organizing center. The record is from RefSeq and is a predicted model, not a curated record. The transcript is spliced from 42 exons. Lineage: Eukaryota; Metazoa; Chordata; Actinopteri; Gobiiformes; Gobiidae.
UUUUUUAAUAACAUUGUUAGUCUGAACUUAUAUUGAAGAUAGGGAUGUAAGAUAGGGAUGUAACAAUAUCCAAGUUAAGACACAAAAGACUGGAUAGAGGCUAAUAUCUGUGUUCCGUGUGCUGUAGACAUUUAUAGUGUAUUCAGAAUUGCUCUGAAAUGUUUGACUGUAAAUGAGGUUUAGUGGUGUCUCUCUGCUGUGUAUACUUGUCAGUUCAAGAGAAAUGAAGACUAAAAUCUAAGGGAAAGACUAAAAUCAGUGUUUUGAUCUAAAAUUAUGUAAGGCUGAAGUGUAAUGGUUGUUAUAUGUUGCAGUAUUACUGUUCUUUUGUGCCCCCUGGAUUGUUGACACUUUGAACAGUGCAUGAAAGAGAUCUUCAAAAAAUUAUUCUUGUUAACAUCACUGCAUCACUUUAGGGUUAUCCUAUGUCAGCGAGGGAAAUGGAAAGCAGGAUCAGGGAUUAUUAAGAGCUUAGGCUUACACUGAACUGUGCCGUCAUUAAGCUUUGGCCUCUUUGUGAUGCAUAAACUUGCUGUUGCUGCUAGUUGCUUGUCAAUGUUGCAGCAUCAUUGUUUGUUUCAUGUUGAACUGCUUUAUUUACGUGAGAGGUGAAUCAGAAGAUGAAGGACCCGUGUCGUAUUUGUCGGGCUUGUCUGGUUGGAAACCAGUGUCGCUGGAUCUUUAGCCCUUCUACCAAAAACAAGCUACAGGUGAUACUGUCUCAUGUGCUGCGAAGAGAGGUGACCCGUGAUGGUCGGGGUGAGUUUCUGUGUGGGAAAUGUGUGUUUCAACUUGAGAAGAUAGUGAAAUGUGAUGCGGACAUCAUCCAUAUACAAGAUGACUACAACAUGCGCAUCAAGAGACUUCAAGCUGAAAAAGACCACCUUAUACAGUGCAUGAUGCAUGUAUACAAAAAAAACAAUCCAGACAUGGACAAGAAUGAUGGGGAAAGCUGUUCCAAAAGUAAACUUAUGUCACCGUCUGUUAGCAGUUCUGAUAAUCAAAUUGUUGGUCAACAGACCACUGAAGGCCAUUGUCAAGAUACAGGAAGAACAAACCCGAAGAGUCCUAUGAGAAGAUGUGUGAGUUUGGACAGAAUAGCUGGUAAAAGUAUAGGGCACUGUGGCAUAAAGUUUGGAUCAGAGUAUCAAGAUCCCAUAAGGUCUGAUAGUGUUCGAGGCACACGACAUCGUUCACAAAGUAUGUACUUUGACUUGGUCCAUCGCAAAUGUCCACAGUCCAGGUACGGAUUUAAAGGACACUUUAAAUCGCUGCAGUCGCUCAAUAGAGACUUUGCUUCAGAUUAUAUGUCUACACUGAGACCUAAAACAGUCAAAGGCUUAAAUAGACUCAACUCUGCUGUUGGUUCUUUGGAAAAGUCUCAGACCACGGUCCAGAGCUCGACUCAACCCUCGAUUGUCUCUGAUGUGAUCCAGCUCUUGUGCUAUAUCACUACACAUCAAAUCUCUGUCCCAGCGGGGAGCCGUAUUCCUAUCCUAAGAAGAAUCAGUAUCACUCGUCUCCAUCCUCCCUCAAACUGCAGACAUAAAGAUAACAAGAUUCUGCAUGAAUUAGCAGAAGAAUUUGAUGAUCAGUACACGCCUGUUAGAAUGGAGGUGAAUGAACUUCAUCGUUUGAAGUCUCUCAACCAACAACUAAGUGAGGAGGUUACCCAAGCAAGAAAUUCCAAUGAAAUCCUCUCUAAAACACUUGAAGACAUCAAGAAUGAAACUAUGAUUCUGACUCAAAAGUUAGAGGAAAAAGAAAAUGAACUAAAUUCUGAGAAGAAAAAUGCACUCAAGAGAGACAAAACAAUUCAAGGUCUCACGCAGAUCCUUAGUGAAAAAGAAAAUGAGAUUGCAGAGCUGUGUCAUGAGAUUGAAGAUCGGGAUGAAGCACUAUCAAAAGCAAGAGAAACAGCACACAAGGCCCAGCUACAAAAAUACCAGUGCAAUUUUCAGGGAGCUGAAGAGUAUCAGAAUCUAUUAAUGGAGAAGCAAACAGAACUGGCCCAGCUCCAAGGCGAGCAUCAUACCAAGGUAUUGGAGACUCAGAAGCUCCAGCGUGCACUGGACAGGAAGGAACUGGAGUUGGCUGGUCUACAGCAGGCCAAGGAUCAACAGGAGAUAGAACUGGAGGACAUACAGCAGCAAAAGAAGAAAGGAGACAAAGCCCUCAAUGACCUAAACAAUCAGCUUAAAAAGCUAAAUGGGGAUAUAAAAUACAGAGAAAGUGCUUUAGAGCAGCAAUACCAGGAAGCACUGAAUCAAACAAAACAAAAGGUCCUUGCCCAUGAAGCAACCAUCCAACGGCUUACAACUUCUCUAAUGGAUAAAGAACAACAGCUACAAGAAUACAUAAACAUGCUCAGAGACUUUGAGCACAGCAAAUCUUCAGAGGGCAUUGAUGGAAUGCUCUCCAUGCUGCGACAAAGACUUAAAGAGAAGGAUAAAGCACUGGAGCAAGCCUUGGACGAAAAGUUUGCUGCAAUCGAAGACAAAGAUAAUGAGAUACACAUGUUGCAGCUGUCUUUAAGGGAGAAAGAACGAGACUUGGAAAGACUGAACAAUUUAGUUUCCCACAAUGAAGAGACUAUUAAUAGUCUUGAUACUAUGAUAAAGGAGAAAGAUGUGGAAUUACAGCAUCUUGCCAACACGUUGAAGAAUCUGCAAAGAUCUAAACAAGAAAUAGAAGAUAACUUGAGUCGAUCCUUACGGGAAAAGGACGCCAUCAUCAGUCAGCUUAAGUUGUCUUUAGAAGGCAAAACUAAACAUUUGGAGGAAUUGACCACCUCAAUGCUGAAUCAGUUCCAAAGUCACCCUAAGGACCUUGAUCAACAGAUGAGUCAAAGGCUGAAAGUUGCUGAGGCUAUGUUGGCGGAAUCUGUUAAAAUAAGGGAAAGAUUGAUUGCUGACAACGAGAGUGCUGUAGAAGGGCUUCUGGUUACAAUUAACAGCAAGGAUCAACUUCUCAAGGAGUCAGGUGAACAUUACAAGUACAUGAUGUCUCAGCGCACUCAGGAGGUUGACGAUCUAAGGAAGCAGCUCUCUGACCAACAGCAGCACCUUAACACAGUUGAGAAGCAAUGCUCAGCCAGGACACAGAAUGCUCUGUCAGAGGCCGCAGAGCUCAGAGCCCGACUGGAGGAAAAAGAUGGUCUCAUAACUAAGCUUCUUCAACAAGCAAAGGACAGAGACCAGUAUUCAAAUGAGAUUAGGCAAAAGGAGGAGUCGGCUCAUGUUCUGGAGCUUAGACAUACCAUUCAGAUUAUGCAGGAAAAACUAGAUGAAAAAGAAGCUGAGCUGUCAACAAAGACUGGAGAAAAUAAAGAUGACAAUAUUCCACUCCCAAAGAAAAAUAUCCUUAAGAAAGAACUACUUCAAACAACCGAAGCACUGAACAAUGCACUUACAAGAGAGGCUGAACUGAAGUUAUUAUUAAAUGAUCUUGAGGUUUGCUGUGAAAGUAAAACUGCAAAAAUUGAGUUCCUUACUGCCACUCUACAGAUGAAUAAUGAGACUAUCAGUACACUCCGCCAGCGUAUCGGUCAAAAGUCCGAAUGUUUAGAGGAGGAUGCCCAUGAUCAGGCCACUGACUGUGGAACAGAGAGAUUUCUUCCUAAGCUUCCACAGAGAGAGCGAACCAUGAUUGGUGGAGAUAACGAACAACAGACUGUUCCCAGUUUUAAAGCCCUUCAACAGGAACACGAGGCUCUCAACAGAGCCUUGAAGGCAGAACAGCAGCUUUAUUCUAGUUUGGUUCGGACAGUUAAAGAGCAGGACAGCGCCCAACGUCUCCACGCUCUACAGCUAGAGCUGACAGCUGUGCAACUCCUUCGACAGCAAUUAGAGGAAAGCAUCAAAACUAAUGAUGAACUUAGAGAUGACCUGGAAAGAGAAAUGCACAGAGCCAAACUUAGAGAAGGUAUGGACCUUAUUGACCCUAAGGAGCUUGAGAGCAUGAGAAACCAAUUAGAAGAUGCACAACGGUGGAAUGUGUCACUGCAGGCUCGCUUGGGGGCUAUCCAGAAUCGUGGAGGAGGUGUGGGUGGAACCAAUGAUGGUGACUCCUUGACUUUCUUAGGUGACCAGACAUCGUAUUUGAGCAUUUGUGUUGGAGAAGAGCAGGAUGACAAUUUGUCCCAGUUGACCUCCCAGGAGCUUAGGGAAAAGGUGACAGAACUCCAGGACUAUAUUAGUAGACAGAAUGCUUUGAACAGAGACCUGCAGAACAGAUUGAGCUUGCUGGAAAAGUCAUAUCUUAAAAGUCCUGAUAAAGACGAGCUGAAGAUGGGAUCACAGAUCUUUUGGAAGCAGCAGCCUUUGACUCACCAGGAUAAAGAGAGCCAGACAGAUGCCACACUGGAACCGAAUAUUUGUGGAGAUUUUAAAAGUAUAGUUGAUGAAACUAGAGGACAAACUCGGUCUGGCUGUGACACAAAAGACAAGGAUCACUGUGUGGAUGAUAUUACAAUUUCAAAUCCAUUCGAUAAAGCCUGCUCUGAAUCAUGCUUCAAAGAGAAACUUGUUAAAACUAUACAACUAAAAGAAAAAACAUCACACGAAUCAAAAGAAGAGUGUGUGGAGGCCUCAGGGGAGUGCAUUGAUGCUGUGAGUCAGGCACAUAAAACUGGAGAAAUGCCCCAACCCCAAAAAAUUGUAACAUCAAAUGGCCAAACAAAAUCUAACAAGACUGGUACUCAGAAAGCUUACACCAAAGAGCUAACUGCGCAGUCAUUUACUGGAAACUCAAAACUCAAAACUGGCACAAAAUCUAGUCACACAAAGGUUUGGGCUUCACAAUCUCGACUUCCUGUACCUGUGAGGCGAAGAUAUGAAGCUACUGGUGGUGCACUUGAACAUCAACUUUUAGAUGUGGCCCAUGGAAGCGAUCAGCAAAUUCUCUCCUCAGAUUCCCUCUCAUCACAGUCUUGCCCCUCCUCCCUUGAUGCACUUGUGUCCAACAGUAGCUUCGAGGUCAAACAAAACUCUUGCAGCACCCUGCCCGAUGUCCCUUCAGCAACACAGUUAGAGAUACUUCAACAGCAGUGCCAGGAUAAGGAGGUAUUAAUCAGUGAACUUCAUGAAAAACUAGCAGACUUGAAGGAGCUCCAAACCCAGCUUCAAGAAAAAGAGCGACUUAAUCUUCAGUAUACAGAGGCCCUCCAGGCAGCUGAGUCCACUAUUGCAUAUUUAACUGCUUGUAGUCUAGAUAGCCAGGGUGCUCUUGGGUCUAACCUAAGUGGUUCAAAUGCCACACUUCAAAACAAAUGCAUAGAACUUAAGCAUGCCUUAAAUGAGAAGGUAGAGUAUAUUUGUGAGUUAACAGAACUACUUCAAGAAGCUGACACGGUUUCAAAUUCAUCAAAAAGUAAUGGUCCAAAUCAUGAUAUCACUGAUCUUGAUAUCAAAGCUGUUUUGCAGAGAAAUGCCUGCAGCAAAAAACAGAACCAAGAUGACUUAUCUGGAUCUAGUAAUGAGCUGCCUUCAAAUGCACAGUGGGACAGCAACUCUGCAGUGCUGACAAAGAUAUUACAAACUGCUGAUUCUGUUGGGAGAGAUGGCCAAAAUGAUAGUUCAAAUAAAACACCAUCAGAGCAGUUUGAGGCUAUAGGUUCUCACAUGAGCGAUUCACAAAAAAGAAUUGUGGUUGUCCUAAUGAACUGUCUCAAUGCCACUAAGUCUGCCAUUGCAUCCCUGACUGCUCACUGUACAAACAGCUCAUCAGUGACAUCUACUGAGCUGCAGACAUGUCUGGAUAAGUUAAAGAAGGCAUUCAAUGAAAAAGAAACCCUAGGAGACAUCACAUUGCUUAGUAUUGAAACUAGCGAUGCAGAGUGCUCCAGCUCACCUCAAAUGAAAGAUCAGUGCCCACAAGGUCCUCAUCACAACCUACAAGUCCUGUAUGAAGUCUUUAGCAGCCUUCAACAAAAAAUGUUGGAACUCCAGGCCUCACAAAAGAGCUCAGAUGGGCAGAGACCUUUACAAAACACCAAGGCACUACCACCGAAUGUGCAGAACCAGAUCGAGACUCUUCACAAGGAACUGAGAGAAAAAAGAAAGAUCUGCAAAAACCUAGAGGAGAAACUAGCCACGGCACAGUCCAAAACACCAAGUCCAGGAGCUACUCAUAAUGCACUGAAGCAAGAUGAGAAAGGCGUGCAGGUGGAUUUGCAGGACCUGGGUUACGAAACGAGUGCCAAGAGUGAGAACGAUAGGGAGGAGAGCAGUAGCACAGAUUUGGAGGUCGGAUUUAAACCUAUUUGCGGUGCAGCUAGUCUGCCUUCCCUCUUGAAGCAGGAACAGGCAAUUUUUUCCUCUACAGAAAACCUUUACUCAGCAUCCAGCACAUACCCUACAUCCCCCGUUCUAAGCUCGGCUAAGGCAAGCAUAAAAAGUUUGCGUAGAAGCUCAUUAUCCAGUGAUGUGGUUGCCAGCACAUAUGAACCUUCAGCAAUUAGAGAAGAGGACCAUGCACAACCCCAUGAUGAAGAAAUGGAUAAUAGAGCCAUGCAUUUAAGAGGAACAGCCCUUAAGGACAAAACAAACUGCCUGAAUGUUAGCUCUGAGAGAAGAGCGUCACUUAGCCUAAGUGACCUGCUCCAUAGUCGAAGUGGCUCAACAUCACCUGCCAGACUGGAGUCACUGAUUCAGUCUCAGGCCAGAGAGCUGUCCCAGCUGAGACAGGAGAUCAAGGACAGUCGGAGGCUGGGCGCCCUGCAGCGGCAGCAGCUUGAAGACUUGGGCAAGGCCUUUAGUAAUCUGAUACAGUCUGCUAAAUUGGACAACCUCAUGGGGGAGGAGGUCAAAAAGCAGCUUGACAGAAGCAUUGCAAUUAUGGACAGUUUGGAAGGACGUCUUGAUAGAAGUCAACAGCGUUCAGAGGGAGAGUCUCUUUUGGGGAGUGAACACAGUGCAAAAGUCUCACACAGGUUAACUAAGGAGCUGCAGGAGAAGAACCGUCUCAUCCAAAACUUGCAGAGUCAAACCACUGACCAAAGUCCAGGCAGUCACCAUAGCUCUCAUUCUAAUUUGCACCACAUAAACAAGACCUGCUCAUCUUCCCAUAGCAGCCAGGAGUCCAAACCAACACAGAGCCGACCGCUCUCAGCUGAAGGGGGUGGAGUUUUGGAGAGGGGUGCCUCUGAUCACGGUGACACUGUUAGCAGACUACAGGGCCUGCACAGGGAGAAUGUUCGGCUUCAGGAACAACUGAGGAGCAGCGAGCAGCUCAAUACCACGCUGCGUAGUGAACUUGACCUGCACUGUACCAUCAUGGCUCAGAGUAGCUCACAGGGCCGUGGUGAGUCCGGGCUUGAAGCCAGACUAGGGGCAGACAGCAGUUCUCCAAGGGACUGUCCACUCACUUCAGACCUACUAGCAGAGCAUUUACAAGAAAUCCGAGCUCUCCGUCGUCAUCUUGAAGAAAGCAUCAGAAACAAUGACAGCCUAAGGGAACAACUGGAGAAGAAGCUUGCAGAGGCACACCAAGACUCAGUGCGUACCCACAUCUUCAUCAAAGGCCGUGAGGAGCACAGUCAGGUUACGCAAGAGAGACAGUAUCAUGCGCAACAAACCUCGAAAAAGCAGCUAAACUAUGAGUCUGAAGAUAAGCAAAAGGAGAAUGACAAACUGCGGGAGACUUUGGCAAGAAGAGCCGCAAAACUGGAGCAGAGCAGAAAGGAGUGUGAGAUGCUGCGGCAGGACAACAUGCAAAUGCAAGAGAGACUGGAGUUCAUGAGUCAAGAAAAUGCUCAACUAAAAGAUUCUUUGCUCUGCAGUAAAGAGGAGCUCCUGAGGCUUCAGCAUGAAGUGAAAGUUCAAGGUCAACAGCUAGUGGAUUCACACCAUCUUCUCCAGUCUUUGCGUGUGGAAUUGCAGGUUUAUGACAAACUGAAGAGCCAAGGUCUGAAAUCUACAGAAGAUGGGCAGACUGCACAUGGGCAAGAGCCUGUGUUUUCAGCGGGCUCAGUGGACCUGGGAGAGCUGAUGUCUGAGAUCAGAAGUUUGCGACUUCAACUGGAGAAGAGCAUCCAGACCAACAACGCCCUGAGACAAAGACUGGAGGAGCAGAUCAAUCAUGGACUCAACCACUCUGAAACCAUUAACAUCAAUUACAUGCUUUCCUCUCCAGAUGAGGCAACCAGGACUCAAGGUCUGGACAACUUGAAUCCUGCUCCUCACAGGCGAUAUGCUAGAAACAUCCAUGCUCAAAAACAACAGUCAGUAGUUGAUGGAGGAUCUUUGAGUAGCAGCUCGAUGGACAGUACUGGUGCUCCCUCUCGCCUGGUACCCGGUCACCGGAUGUGGGCUAAUCGUAAUGGCCGUCAUAUUUUGGGCUUGAUUGAAGACUACAGUGCUCUUCGCAAACACAUCUCAGAAGGGCGCAAACUUUCCCACAGUAUGGACAUGCAACUGCAAGAGUGUAUACUGUUCUUUAAGGAACAAUGUUCAGACAAGUUUCAGGAACAGAAGCCUCUGAACAGUUUGUGCACUAAUAUGGGCACACUGCAGCACGUCCUGGAGGAGGCCAACCGUCUGCUUAAACUGUUGUGGCGCGUGUCUCUGCCCGUCAAUGCAACAACUGGGGACAUGGGUCACAACCAGCAGGAUGAGCAGCUGAAACGGGAGAUCUCCAGGCUGAAGAACAGAGUGCUACAGCAGGAGAAGAUGUUGAGUGGAGCUGUGAAACGUCUUGGAACAACCAAUCAACUCAAAGAGGGAAUGGAAAGGGUCAUCAUUGAUCAGUUGUCGUUGACUCAUGGGAUUUUGAAGAAAGCAAGAGGAAAUUUAGAGGAGAUCCCAGUGAAUGGCCUGUAGCAGAUUUCCAGUCCGAUCCAAGAGAUGGUCUUGAGACGAGUCAGCACUUUAGACAGAAGAGCUGUAGCUCUCUGCAACUCAGAUAAACCUGCUGUCAACUAAUCCAGAUUCAGUUUUAUUUAUUUGCUAGAGAAAUGAUAUUCUAGGUACUCAUUUUCCUAAAUUGUAUUUUUAACACAGGAUUUUACCAUUUUCUUUUAGUGCCUUUGUGUAAAUAUUACUUUACCCAUGUCUCAAGAUGCAGUAAGCAAUUUCAGUGUUUUCAGUGUGAAUCAUUUUUAAAGAAAAAUAAAAUCAUUGCUGAUAGAAAA